UAAAAACUAUAUUUAUACGUGCACACACAAUUACAUAUGUACAUAUAUUGGCAAUCGAUGUAAUGGCCGAUCUGCAAUCGCGCCCAUAUUAUUACAGGCUUGAGCGCCAAAGGUUUGCUUGCGUUACAUAUUCGAUAACAGCAUGCUUUCUACUGCUCGCUCUGUUGCAAUGGUAUAUGUUUUAUUUAAUAGAGAACACGAAUAAAUAUUUUACCAAAAAUUAUUGGCUUGGCAUUAUAUUCUUCGUACUCAGCUUGCUGCUCAUACUCUUAUUCAUAUUCUUCGAAGACCUGCGCUUCUUUACGCCCGUUAAUUGGAUAGUUGCCAUACUCAUAUUUGAAUGCAUUGUCGUGGGCGUAACCUCGUUAGUUGUGCGACAUUAUAAGUAUCAUUUGUUAAUGAGUUACCUUGUAUGGGCCAUUGUGCUGGUAGUAUUCAUUUUAUUGGGCUCCUUCAUUCCACACGACUUAACUCUGGAUAUUGUGGUACUUGUUGUUUUUGGAAUUAUUUGCAUAAUUGGAGCCAUGUACUUUUUAAUGCUUCAUGUCGUCGCAAAUGUGCCAUAUUCAUUUUUUGUAUACCGGGCGCUCGUCCUUUGCAGCAUCGUUACAUUUAUAAUGUAUCACGCCCAAAUCAUCAACGGUGGACGCUUUGCUGAAAUUCGUGAUAUGGACUAUCUGUUGGCUGCGCUUAUAUUGUUCUACGAUUUUUUGCUAAUGUAUUUAUUAACUUUUCAAUUAGCUCCAAAGUGGAGUGACGACUGCGAUUCUAACAAGGAUAUAACAGGCAGCCUUGUAUUGGAUAACCAUUUACUGAAUCCACAACUUAAUAUUUCGCGACAUGAGACUCAUCAUUUCACAUGAUCUGGUUUGAGUUUGCGCGCUCUGUUAUGUCGAUUACAUACAGUUGAUGGGCAGCACUUAUUUAGGUGGCAGCCAACUUCACGCGUUUCGAAAUUCUGGCGCGCUGCAGCUGUUUCCAUUUAAUGAUUUGUUGUUGUUGAUAGUACUGCGAAUAAACUUUAUUUGGCACAAAGCUGA
Molecule: messenger RNA, 1040 nt
Organism: Drosophila navojoa
Lineage: Eukaryota; Metazoa; Arthropoda; Insecta; Diptera; Drosophilidae
Source: RefSeq, a predicted model, not a curated record